Messenger RNA from Pleurotus ostreatus (oyster mushroom), 942 nucleotides. RefSeq lists its product as uncharacterized. The transcript has a single exon. The record is from RefSeq and is a predicted model, not a curated record. Lineage: Eukaryota; Fungi; Basidiomycota; Agaricomycetes; Agaricales; Pleurotaceae. Bases 1 to 942 code for a protein of 313 amino acids.
AUGUCGUCCAAGCCUCAAAUCAGCAAGCACCCGCGAUCUGCCUCGCUGCGGGACAUCGCGAGAGAAACGCUCGACGCUAUCAAAGAAGGAUCAUAUACGAUUCCCAAUGCCCCUUCCGUUUCUUUCGACCUCGAGGCUAAAGUCGUGGAUUCCAAACGACGGACACGAUACCACCCUCCGGACUCAUCCUUACUCAAAGCAUGGCAUACGAAGCCUGUAUCCACGUCGUCUCUUUCAUCAGCGACUGAAAUCACUUUCAUCGAAAUUUCCACAUUGGAGGGAGCUCGGUACCUCCGAGCGAAGUCUACUGAGAAAAUAGGAGUGCUCAACUUCGCGUCCGCGAAGAAGGCCGGCGGUGGCUUCAUCAACGGUGCUUCAGCACAGGAGGAGUCGAUAGCCCGAUCGUCUACGCUCUAUCCUACACUUCUCACUAAGGAAGCGGAGCGAUUCUACGCCCUUCAUAAACGCGACCCAAAAGGCGGUUAUUAUUCCCAUGCCAUGAUCUAUUCCCCCGACAUCGUUCUGUUCCGCGACGAUGCAGGGGGAUGGUUGGAACCGCUUGAGGUGGACAUACUCACAAGCCCCGCUGUAAACGCGGGGGUCGUUCGGCAGACAGUACGCGCCCGUGUCGCUGCGAAUGCCGAAGAAGAACUCAUUCAAAAGGUAAUGACCGAGCGCAUGGCCCGGAUUCUACACCUUUUUGAGCAGGAAGGGGUCAAGAACCUUGUCCUGGGCAGCUUCGGAACAGGCGUAUUCAAGAAUCGCGUCGAGACUGUCGGCAGGAUAUGGGCUGACCUCCUGGGUGUCGAAGGCUCACGGUUUGAACACUCGUUCGAAAGGGUUGUCUUUGCUGUCUUGGGGAAGAAGACUUUCGAAGAGUUACAGACUGCCUUCGAACGGCGUCAGCAGGAAGUCUACAAGCGAAUACAACUCGCACCAUGA